AUGGCGAGGAGGUGCGGCACUCUCGCGAGCCCGCCGAGAAUGUCCCAUGUAAUUCACGUGGCGUUCCUCGCGUGCGCGAUGCUCCUGCUGACGCGCAUCGCUGGCGCGGACGCCCGCCGUCUGACCUCUUUCACGGUCGAGACGGCGGACCUCAAGAUCAAGGCGCCCGCGUCCCUCGCGAAGACGUACGACAUGGCCAUCGCGAACUUCGGCGAGCCCCUCUACGGCGCCACGCUCAGCGGAGGACUCGCGUACCCCACGUCGAUCGACGCGUCGUACAGGACCGGCUGCCAACACUUCCCCGCCGGCUACGUCGUCCCGAAACAAGCCGGCUUCGGCGCCGCCAUCCUCGUCCUCGACCGCGGAGGAUGCCCGUUCACGGACAAGGCGUAUCACGCGCAAUCGGCGGGUGCUGACGCGCUCAUCGUCGUCGACAACAUCGACGAGCCCCUCGUGACGAUGGACGUCGGCGACGACGAGCAGAGCAGCGUAUACGCGGCGAACAUAUCCAUACCCGUCGGGUUGAUCGCGAAACGAGACGGCGACGCGUUCAAGACGGCGCUCACCGCCGGGUCGAGCGUCCUCGCGGUGCUCGACUGGACCGACGUGCUCCCCCACCCGGAUGAGCGGGUGGAGUGGGAGUUUUGGACCAACUCCGGGGACGAGUGCGGGCCGAAGUGCGACUCGCAGAAGGCGUUCCUCGAAGACUUUCGGCCCAUCGCGAAGAAGCUCGAGCAGAACGGCUACACCUCGUUCACGCCGCACUACAUCACCUGGCUCUGCCCGCCCGACCUCAUCCAGGAUCCCGCGUGCGUCGCGCAGUGCAUCAACAACGGCCGGUACUGCUGCCCGGAUCCCGACGGCGACUUCCAGGCGGGGUACAGCGGCCGCGACGUCGUCAUCGAGAACCUCCGAACCCUCUGCGUGUUUAACCAGGCGAACGCGACGGGUCAGAGCUGGAAGUGGUGGGACUACGUGGUUCAGUUUGGAGCAAAGUGCACGAUGGAGAGCGGCAACUACGGCGUGGAGAGCUGCGCGAUUUCCAUCCUCAACUCUGUCCAGCUCGACGUCGAGCAGUGGCGGCGGUGCGUGGGAGACCCGGACGCGAACGAGCGGAACGCGGUUCUCGACGAGCAGCAGGAGGCUCAGGUUGGCACGGGCGGUCGAAGCGACGUGAGCAUAUUGCCCACGGUGGUCAUCAACAACGAGCAGUACCGGGGUAAGAUCAUCAGCUCAGACGUCCUCCAGGCGAUCUGCGCGGGCUUCGCCGCCGGCACGAAACCGGAGGUUUGCGGCGGGGCGGACGCGUGCGACGGCGGCGGCGGCGCCGAGUGCGCGAAGAACACCGACACCGGUCACACGUCCUGCCAAACUUCGGGCGCGUCCUACAAGUGCGUCUGCCCGGUGGGAACGAUCGAGGUGAAGAAUAGCCAGGACGGGACUUUGAGCUGCCAGGACAUCAACGAGUGCCCGACCGCGAUGCAGACGGUCAACUCGUGCAUGUGCGAGCGGUGCUGGUGCAAGUCGGAGCACCUCCCGGGCAACGACGCUACGUUUACGUGCCACCAGGAGCCGCCCUCUGUGUGCGACGCCGCGGGCAUCGAGCACCCCGGCGGAUGCUGGUCCGAGAAGGGAUUCACCGCCUGCGUCGACGGCAUCGACGCCAAGAAACAAGCCGGGAUAAAGGGCUUAGACCCGGCGGCCGUCCCGGAUCACACGUGCGUCUGCCCCAAGGGGUUCACGGGCGACGGUAAGGUGUGCGAGGACGUGGACGAGUGCAAGGGAGGCGCGUGCGCCGGCGAUCGCAUGACGUGCUCGAACACGUUCGGCGGGCACGAGUGCGGAUGCGAGGCGGGGUUCGCCCCGACGCUCUCCGCGUCGUCCCCCGACGGCGUCAAGUGCGUGGAGGUCAAGAGCGGGGGCGGAACCGGUACCGUCGUCGCCGCCGUACUCGCCAGCUGUGUCAUCGUUGGCGGCGUCGCGUACGGGUUGUACCGAUGGAGGCUGAGGUCGUACAUGGACCAGGAGAUCAAGGCGAUCAUGGCGCAGUACAUGCCGCUCGAGGAGGAGCCCGACGAUGAGGAGAACGGGGGGCGCGAGCUGCGAACGGUGUCGCGUCCGUCCGGGGCGGGGGGGCUCACUCACGAGGAGUAUUAACCGCGGAGGGGGCUCACUCGACGACGAUUCGGAAUUUACGGCGAAAUUAACGGCUUUCACGGCGAGUUGCACGGCGGGAGCGUGAGCGGCGACACGAGGACGACGACGCCUUUACGUUAUGUUUGUUUUUAUCUCGAACGAAGACGCAUCACUU
Molecule: messenger RNA, 2311 nt
Organism: Micromonas commoda
Lineage: Eukaryota; Viridiplantae; Chlorophyta; Mamiellophyceae; Mamiellales; Mamiellaceae
Exons: 3
Coding region: 1-2157 (718 amino acids)
Molecular function (GO): calcium ion binding
Source: RefSeq, a predicted model, not a curated record